Molecule: messenger RNA, 2964 nt
Organism: Sebastes umbrosus (honeycomb rockfish)
Lineage: Eukaryota; Metazoa; Chordata; Actinopteri; Perciformes; Sebastidae
Product: breast cancer metastasis-suppressor 1-like protein-A
Exons: 10
Coding region: 169-1146 (325 amino acids)
Biological process (GO): negative regulation of transcription by RNA polymerase II
Cellular component (GO): Sin3-type complex
Molecular function (GO): histone deacetylase binding
Source: RefSeq, a predicted model, not a curated record
GCCUCCUCUGAUUGGUUGACGGAGGCCAUGUUUGCGUUACCAGCUGUCUAGAUGCGGGCUAGCUAACCGGUUAGCUGUCUGAGCUACAUUUGCCUCUCUAUUCGGGGUUAAAAUUCACGAACAGCGCUUCUAACCCCCCCGUUACCACCGGCAAGUCUGGAAGUCGCAAUGCCGGUUCACGCCCGGGAGAAGAAAGAAAGCAACCACGAAGAAAUGGAGGUGGACUUUCCAGAGCAGGACGGCAGCAGCACCGACGAGGAGGACACUGUGAGCUCCUCCGUGUCUGAAGAUGGAGACAGCUCGGAGAUGGAUGAUGAGGACUGUGAGAGGAGGAGGAUGGAGUGCCUGGAUGAGAUGACCACCCUGGAGAAACAGUUCACUGACUUGAAGGAGCAGUUGUACAAGGAGCGCCUGAGCCAGGUGGACAUCAAGCUGCAGGAGGUAAUGGCUGGCUGUGCCCAAGAGUACCUGGAACCUCUAGCCAACUUGCAGGAGAACAUGCAGAUAAGGACCAAAGUUGCUGGGAUCUACAGGGAGCUGUGCUUGGAGUCGGUGAAGAACAAGUACGAGUGUGAGAUCCAGGCUGCCUGCCAACACUGGGAGAGUGAGAAGCUGCUGCUGUUUGACACGGUGCAGAGUGAACUGGAGGAGAAGAUAAGAAGAUUGGAGGAAGACCGACACAGUAUUGACAUUACCUCAGAGUUGUGGAAUGAUGGAUUGCACUCACGGAAAAACAAGAAGAAAGACCCGUUCUGCCCCGUCAAGAAGAAGAAGCCCGUCGUUGUCUCUGGGCCUUAUAUCGUUUACAUGCUGCAAGAUCUUGAUAUUCUCGAAGACUGGACCGCGAUAAGAAAGGCGAUGGCAUCAAUGGGGCCACACAGGGUGAAGGUGGACGUCCCUGCUGCAGUCAAGCCUGACAGACAUCACCAUGUGGCGCGCUUCGAGGACGGUCGGCUUUUCUAUGACAACCAGUGGUACUGCAGGGGACAGGCCAUCUGUAUCAACAGGAAGGACGAGUACCCGACUAGUGCCAUCAUCACCACCAUCAACAACGACGAGGUGUGGUUCAAGAGACUGGACGGCACCAAGUCAAAGCUCUACAUCGUCCAGCUGCAGAAAGGCAAAUACACUAUCAAGCACUCGUAAAAACACACUUUAACACACACACACACACACAUACAGGCUGACAGGUCAUCAUCCGUGUUUCGUUUUGUCUCCUUUUCCCGUGUGGUAUCUUUCUACAUCCUUGCCAUAUGUACAGUCACACACACACACACACACACACACCUCACUUCACCCUCUAUGUGUAUAAGUAACAAAAAAAAUGAACAAAACAAAUAUCAACUGAAGUCUAAGGAGACGAUCUUCUCUGUAAAUAUGUACGUAUGUGGAUAUUCUUGACAAGGUCACAAAGUGUCAUUUUCUCUGGAACGGAGAUCAAUGCAAAGUGCUGCUAAAAAAAAAACUAAAAAAAACAAAGGACGAGGAGCCGGAGCAGUAGCGAACUUUGAAAACCGCGGAGCUCAGUCGCGUGCCUUUCUGAGACAAGACUGUCCUGGACUAUCAAUACCGAUGCAGUGAAGCCUUACUCUGUACUGCGUUAGCACCAAGAGGACUGAAGCGGGUCAAUGACCGAGUGACCCUCAUUGCAGGUGAGGAUUGGCGUCAGCGGGGUGUUUGAUUUGCCUCUCUGGACGCACCGGUUUAGACUUGAAUUUCAUUCUUCAAAGGGGUCUAAUAAAUCUGUAUUAGGAACCCCCUGUUUGAGGAAAUGUUUCUAUAGUUAAAAAAAAAUUUGCACACGUGUCAAUAUGGACGGAGAUGAAGAAUGAUUAAUCAAUUUUGAGGAAAUUAUUAUAUUGUGAAAAUAAUGAGUUGAACCUAUUCUUCAAGAGCUCCCCCGGGGUGUUGUUGAAACCCUCUGGGGGAGCCGCUGUACUUAAUAAUCUCUCGAUGUUUUAGUGUCUUUUUCACAGCACUACAUUCUCAGUUCAACCCAAGGCCAGCCCCAUGCACUAAGAUGAACUCAUAACUGUAUUCUAAGCAUACAGUAACGGGAGAUGCCCUGUAUAUAGAGAUGAUAAUGUGUGUUUCAUCUUUACGUCACUGUGAUUCUCCCCUCCGUCUCUUAUCAUGUUGCCAUCCGUCACAUAUUGCCUACCGUAGAGCUUAACGUUGAAGCAAGAACCAGGCUUAAAAUUACUCUACUCCACAAGUAUGAACUGCAUCUUUUUCUGUGGUGGUGGGCUCGUAAAAAAGCCUCAAAUUUUGUAAUUCAUAGUGCCAUUUUUCAGAGGUUUUUUUUGGUCUUUAUUCAGCCCAUUUUGUGUGUGCUAUGAUUGAAAUAGCUGGUUAAGUCCUGCAGUGUAAAUGUCCCCUAAAAAAAAAAUCCAAAGUAUCUCCCAUUCUCCGUCCUCUCUUCUGUCUUGUCUGUGUUCCUCCCUCUCAGUUUUCACUUCUCUUUCUCUAUUCCCUGUUGUCUUCCUCCGUCCUGUCGGUAAAAAUGUUCCUCAACAUUGAUAUAUUAACUGUACAAUGACAAAGCAAGAUGAAGGGAUUUUUUUUUUUUUGUACAAUCCGUCCAAUCGAAUCAUCUGCAUACGUGUAAAUUAUGCUUGAUUCGAUGAAGGGGGAUCUCGCUUUGUGUUGUAUAUACGGUGCUUUCUAUUUUCAGCAUUGCAUUCAUAUUUCAAAGUAUUACCCGCCAACAGUAUUGUAAAGAGAGGUGCUUGCAACAUUAUGUCAAAAACAUAAAGUGUCUGUGAAGCCCGAUGUGGCAUCCACUGAGUAGAACAUUUGAUAGUUUGUUUCUGCUUUGUUUCUACCUUUUUAUGCAUUUUGGUUCAUUUGGUAAGACGAAAAAAACAUGUGACAUUGUGCCAACGCAUGUACAGCUGAUUAAAGAUUUUGUUUGUAUCAUUCGAAGAGAGUCAAACCAGCACAUAAACAAUUUCUUUAUCCUUU